This is a messenger RNA of Nerophis lumbriciformis (worm pipefish), 669 nucleotides long. NCBI's taxonomy places the organism in Eukaryota, Metazoa, Chordata, Actinopteri, Syngnathiformes, Syngnathidae. The record is from RefSeq and is a predicted model, not a curated record.
AUGACGGCUAUCGGAAUGGUGCAGAUGCUCAUCGAAGCAGCCGAAUAUCUUGAUCGCAGGGAACGAGAAGCUGAGCAUGGCUAUGCUUCCCUGCCACCUUUCAUUAGCAGCCGAGAGAGGGAAAAUUUGAAAAGGAAAAGCAAAAGCAAGAAAAACAUAAGUAGCAGGUCUACACACAAUGAAAUGGAGAAGAACAGGCGGGCACAUCUUCGACUGUGUUUAGAACGACUGAAAUCCCUGGUUCCAUUAGGUCCCGAUGCCAACAGGCACACUACCCUGAGCCUGCUGAUGAAGGCCAAAGAUCACAUCAAGAAGUUGGAGGAGAGUGACAGAAGAGCCCAGCACACCUUAGAACAGUUACAGAGAGAGCAGAGACAUCUGAGAAGGCGCUUGGAGCAGCUCGGUGUGGAAAGAAUCCGAAUGGACAGCACUGGCUCAACCGUGUCCUCAGACAAAUACGAUUCUGACCAAGAGGACCUGGAUGUGGACGUGGAGGGGACGGACUACCUACUGGGUGAUCUAGAGUGGAGUACCAGUAGCGUGAGUGACUCCGGGGACGAACGGGGCAGCCUGCGCAGCAGCUGUAGUGAUGAGGGCUAUGCCAGCGCCAGUCUGCGGCGCCUGCAAGACACUCAGGAGAGGGCCAAGCAGCUGGCCUGCAGUCUAUAA